AUGACGACGUGCAAGUUCUUUGUCCGCGGCAGAUGCAAUCGAGGUCAAGAGUGCAAGUUCGCCCAUAUGCCUUCUCCGAAGCUGCAAUCCGAAACGGCGAACACCACCACGCUGCUACGCGCCGGCGCACCGUAUUUCCUCCCAACUUCACCUCCCAUACCGACAUGCCGAUUCUGGCUAGGGGGGGGCUGCUGGAACGGACUCGAGUGCGCGUACCUCCAUCCUGCGGUCUCCCAACCGACUUCUGCUGCCCCUACCACUCCUCAUAAGGCUGAAGAAAUCUUGGAGCGACGAUUGAAAGGUGCCUACGUUCGCUUUGGGGACGGUGCCCUGGUACUGAACGUCCGACUCUCAUCGACCACCGCACGAUUUGCAUCAUCGGAUAACAGUAAUACGCGGACAGGCAGGGCACAAGUUUGCACUGUCCUUUGCUCAUGGUACAACCCGUCGAGAGUCGUGUGGCUCCAUUACCGCAGCGACACAUGGGCCAGUAGGGCAAUCAAGCGAUUCGAUGGCAGGUUCUACGGCCGCCAAAUCAAGACGAAAUUGCAACCGCCCCCCCACCACCAUGCCAAUGGGAAGGCCAUAUGGUCUGUCCUGCUGAGCAAUGUCGCUGCCGACGUCACCCAAGAGCGAAUACAAGAACACCUCCAAGGAGUUGUGCCAGAUAAGGUCGUCAUGGGAAGACCUACUUUAGAGGAUAUGGACAGGAAGCCUGAGAAAUUUGUUCAAGAACUCUUCAGCCAAUCGAGCCGCAAACUACGGUCGUUCGAGCUGGAGAAAAAUGCAACUGGAUCUCGCACCAAGGCUUUUGCUCAAUUCGAACGAGCGUCAGAUGUUCGAGCCGUUCUCGCCUACAACGGCGUCGAGUUUCCCGAGAUAGGCUCAAAGCUCUAUGUCGACCAGGUCGCCGCAGUGAGGGUCCCAGUCGUGAGCGAGCUCUAUGCCAUCAUCAAAGGAGAUGUCAAAAAGCUACAAGCCGACAACAAGGACGGCGUGAGGAUUUCUACGCACCACCGUUCACCUUCCAAAAUUGUCGACCUACGCAUUUAUGGCCACAAGUUGGAUGCUGUUGCAAGACUCAAAGCCCAAGUGGCACAGAUGCUGGUUGGCAGAGUGGUACUGAACGACUACGGCACUGCUUUAUGGCAUGAACUCCUCGCCUCAGACGCAGGCGUCUCCGCUCUGCAAGCUCUCUCCAAGCCAGGCGAAGUCUUUCUCUACAGAGACACACGAAAGCUUCAGCUGGUAUUUUUCGGCACACCAUCCCUCUUUGCAAAUGUCCGUCGUGCUGUCAUCCAUAUUCUCACGUCGCACAUGUCUCAUUACUUGAUGCCCCUGGAAGGCGACCUCUUUGCCGAAGCGCUCUCGGGGGGUCUACGUCGCGUCAUCAGACACUUCGGCAAGAAGAGCGCCUGGUUGGAUGUUCUUCGUACACCACCUGCCAUGAUAUUCAGAGGGAGCCCUCAGCAUUUCGACGUCGCCAAGUCACUGAUCACUGAUCCUUCAGCCGUCGUUCCAGUCGACCAACGUACUGGGACAAGCAACGAAUGUCCUUACUGCUUUUUAAACAUCGCUGACCCGGUCGAGCUUCGUUGUGGGCAUUCCUACUGCUGGGGGUGUUUUGAAGCUUUAUGUCGCGACCUCGGGGCCAGCGAAAACCCCAUCACCUGUUUCGCAAACCUAAGUGGUUGUGGGCAGAUGGUCUCUUUGGAGGAGAUCAAAAAGGCUCUGGACAAUAGCACAUUCGAAGCCGUACUGGAGUCUUCCUUCGAACAAUACAUACGAUCUAAACCAGAUCACAUCCAAUACUGUCCGACUCCAGACUGUCCAAGUAUCUACACAGUCUCCGAAACGCCGGGGGUCUUCACCUGCGACAACUGCCUCAUCUCGAUUUGUUCGAAAUGCCGGGCUCUGAGCCACGACGAUCUCACCUGUGAAGAAGUUCAGGGUCAGAAUCGAGUCGAGCAGAUUGUAUCUGACGAGGAAAAGAAGAAGCUUGGGAUAUCGAAUUGCCCAAAGUGCAACGUCUUGAUUCAGAAGAAGGACGGAUGUAAUCACAUUACCUGUAUGUGUGGCACACACAUCUGCUGGUUCUGCUUGGCCACAUUCGCAAGUGACGAAGAGUGCUAUAGCCACAUGUCCCAAGCCCAUGGGCGCUUCGGCGAGCUUAACGCCGCAGAAGAGCAAAUCCGGGAGCUAAGGGCAGAUGAUUUCGACUGGGUCAUGCUGCUCCUCAGAGCAGCAGAGAAUAUGGAAGAUCAUGAUGCAUGGCAACGUCAACGACAUGCUGAGGUUGGGUGGCAACUUCAACGACUUGCUGAGGUCAGGUGGCAUAUUGACUGA
Cladophialophora carrionii CBS 160.54 is the source of this 2346-nucleotide messenger RNA. RefSeq lists its product as uncharacterized. The transcript has a single exon. Gene Ontology annotation, biological process: proteasome-mediated ubiquitin-dependent protein catabolic process; protein linear polyubiquitination. Gene Ontology annotation, molecular function: ubiquitin-protein transferase activity; ubiquitin binding; zinc ion binding. The record is from RefSeq and is a predicted model, not a curated record. The coding region runs from base 1 to 2346 and encodes 781 amino acids. Gene Ontology annotation, cellular component: ubiquitin ligase complex. NCBI's taxonomy places the organism in Eukaryota, Fungi, Ascomycota, Eurotiomycetes, Chaetothyriales, Herpotrichiellaceae.